Messenger RNA from Rana temporaria (common frog), 2750 nucleotides. It is a transcript of the gene ZC3H10, whose product is annotated as zinc finger CCCH-type containing 10. The transcript has 2 exons. Gene Ontology annotation, molecular function: metal ion binding. Bases 314 to 1609 code for a protein of 431 amino acids. Lineage: Eukaryota; Metazoa; Chordata; Amphibia; Anura; Ranidae. The record is from RefSeq and is a predicted model, not a curated record.
CAGCCAAUGAACGGUGAGGACAGGUGCCGUGAAGGAACUGGGUGUGGCGUCGUUCCUGGGCUGGAGGACUUUGUUAGGGUUUUAUGGCGUUCGUACUCGGUGUUUAAGGGGAUUGUCGAGUACAGUACGGGGUUUUCGGGUGGCUCCAGAGGUAGGCGGAGCCCGCCCGUUGAUAUCCGUUACCCGUGAAGUCUGGCGCGCACGGUGUGAGGAGCUCUUAUUCAAAGCGCUACUUUGCCUGGUGCAUCGCAGAUACUAAGGUAUAGCGUAAGCGUUGAGGAUUAUAUAAUACGAGCAAGCGCUGUAAUAAACAAUGCCGAACAGGGAUAACUAUGCAAAUGGCGGUGGCAGCAGCGGUAGUGGCAGUGAUGAAGCGGCUUCAACAGUCGAUUUUGUGUGCCGUGACUUCUUGCGUAAUGUGUGCAAGCGUGGCAAGCGCUGCCGUUUCAAGCAUCCAGAUUCCAAUGAUGUGUCUGACCUUGGAGUGCAAAAGAAUGAAUUUAUUUUUUGCCACGAUUUCCAGAAUAAGGAAUGUGUGCGUAUUAACUGCAGAUUCAUUCAUGGUACCAAGGAUGAUGAAGAGCAUUACAAGAAAUCUGGAGAGCUACCUUCUCGCUUGCGUAAUAAGGUUGCAGCUGGACUUGGCUUGUCUCCCACAGACAUAGCUAAUAAAGAUGAGAUUCCCAUCUGCAGGGAUUUCCUAAAGGGUGAUUGCCAGCGCGGUGAGAAGUGCAAGUUUCAGCAUUUUCGCAGCAUGCAGAGAGAUUACGAUUAUCAAUUUGAAUAUUCAAGUAACAGGCAAAGUGGAGUUAUGGCUACAAGUGCAGCUACUGGAAGUUUUUCUACACCUGCAAGCCGUGCAUUUGAGCAUUGUGGCUCCUAUGAUGGCCUUUCUGAGCCCGCAUACUUGUCCUCUUCAUAUUAUCGCUAUAGGGAUCGAUUUGACGAUCCCGUAAUGAAGAGGAGGCGUGUAGGCUAUGAUGGAUACUAUAAUGUAUCCCCAGUUGAGUACAGUAUGUUAGAGGAAGAAAAUGUCAUGCUUCGUAGGCGCGUUGAGGAGCUAAAAAAGCAGGUCUCUGUCUUAGCAGCAACUAAUGAAGUGUUACUGGACCAGAACGCUCAGUUUCGUAGCCAAGCCAAAGUUGUUACACUUAGCACACUGAGCACCACUGCUCCAACUAGUGAACAGGCUGUAGGGACUGUGACUAACUACAACCACGGCCUUACACCAAACCAAGGGAAUGUAACUAACUACAACCACGGCAUUGCACAAACCCACACCACAUUAAGCAGUCAGGCAAUGCAGCCUCGAGCAGUUACUCAACAGGAGUUGGUGGCUUCCACUGGUGCCCCUGCUCCUGCGCAGACCAAUGCAGCCCCUCAGUUAAAUCCUGAAAUCACACCACUUUCUGCUGCACUGGCACAAACGAUUGCUCAAGGAAUGGCACCUCCACCUGUUUCCAUGGCAUCGGUUGCAGUGUCUGUGGCACCCGUGGCAGUUUCCAUGGCACAGCCCUUACCUGGCAUUACAAUGAGCCAAUGCACUACACCAAUGGUAUCAUAUCCUAUUGCUUCACAAAGCAUGCGCAUAACAGCCAUGCCCCACUGAAAUUGCUUAGGUAUAGUGUGUUUUCAGUGAGCACAUAAUUUGAGGAAGUGUAAUGUUUACCUUUAAAAUAAUUUUUGAUGUGACUAAUGUUUUUGUGUGCUUGCUGUAUAAUAUUUCCAUUGUAUCACAUACACCAAGUUAAUAGAAUUUUUCCUUUUGUGUAUUAGACAGGAUAGGUUCACCUCUCAGACAACUGCUGCAAAAAAAAAUCUUUUGGCCCAAUAGACUUUGGUAGGUUUGCGCUGAGGGGCAUAUAAAGACAAACCAUUGUACAGAACUGCUAAGCAGGAAGCAGCACCUGCAUUUGUAAUGAGCAAAUAUGACUGUUCCUACAUGUAUAGGAUUACAACCUACACAUAGUAACAAGUAUUUUAAACAGAUUAUCGGGCAGAUUAUUUUAACAUCUAUAUCUUAAAGCAGCAAUCCAGGCACAACAUUUUAGUUUUAAAUACAUUCCUUAAUCGCCAAGGACGUAUAUACUUUCUGUGCACCUUAUGCCUUUUCAAAACAGGAUAUUACAUUAUAAAUGUAGCAGUGACUGUGCUUUACGUAGGUUUGAGCAGAUCAGUGGGAGGGACACAGCAGGCCCCACCCACUUCAGGCUGCCUGCGGAAAACUAUAGAGGGUUGCAGAGGCAAGACCAACCACCCUGAACAAGAAGAAAGAGCAGCAGGGACUGGGCUUUUGCUAUGAAAGCUCCUGUAAAGUUUCCCCCUGGAUUACUGCACAGAUCUGGCAGAAAUUCAUAAAACACAAGGAGAUUCAAGUAAGAACACACACGCCUUUUUAAAAAAAAAAAAAAAACAAUGCUUAUCCCAGAAUUCACUUUGCUUUUCUUGCAUACUUCCCUCUGUCCCUUGCCCCCCCCUUUUUUUCCCCUCUCCUUUUUAAGGUAAACAUGUCAUGAGAUGAAAUUUGAUGGACCAAAUCUUGUCUAGUCCAUUUUGUUUUUCAUUUUGUUUUAAAAAAAAAAGUAUUUUUCUUUUCCUUUGCAUGUUGAAAACCAACAUCUCGGUGUUUAUUUAGAUGCUUAUAUGUUGUUGUUGUACUAUGGGAUGUACAAAGUAAGCUUGACAUCCUGUGUUUAGAAGUUUUAAAUGGCAAAAUGUACUGUUUGCUGCUAUAAAAGUUGUGAAAACGA